Molecule: messenger RNA, 3605 nt
Organism: Propithecus coquereli (Coquerel's sifaka)
Lineage: Eukaryota; Metazoa; Chordata; Mammalia; Primates; Indriidae
Gene: WFS1
Product: Wolfram syndrome 1 (wolframin)
Exons: 8
Coding region: 149-2812 (887 amino acids)
Biological process (GO): endoplasmic reticulum unfolded protein response; calcium ion homeostasis
Cellular component (GO): endoplasmic reticulum; endoplasmic reticulum membrane
Molecular function (GO): protein binding
Source: RefSeq, a predicted model, not a curated record
CCGGCUCCCAGGCCCCAGUGAUCGCUCCUCUCCCGGCCCCUCCGACUGCUCCCGAGCGGCGGCUUCUGGGCGGCUCCAGAGCAACUUUGCGGUCGGCCCGGAGGCUCGAGAGUGUCGUGGGGCCGCGCGCGGCCCACUCGCGGGCCGGAUGGACUCCAGCGCCCCUCUGCUGGGCCCCUCCCACCCACAGACCCCGCCGGCACCGAAGCCCCAGGCCCGCUCCCGGCUCAAUGCCACUGCCUCAGUGGAGCAGGAGGGCAGCGAAGUGCCCCAAGCUCCCGGGCCCCAGGCUGGCCCCGGCCCAGAUGUGGGAGAUGCAGCUGCCCCAGCCGAGCCCCGGGCCCAGCGCGCCAGGAGCCGCGACAGAGCAACCGGGCCUGUAAAGGGAGAUGCGGGAAUCCCCUUUGAAGAAGUCCUGGAGAAGGCCAAGGCCGGGGACCCCAAGGCGCAGACGGAGGUGGGGAAACACUACCUGCAGUUAGCCAACGACGCAGAUGAAGAACUCAACAACUGCACUGCCGUGGACUGGCUGAUCGUGGCUGCAAAGCAGGGCCGGCGGGAGGCCGUCAAGCUGCUUCGCCGGUGCUUGGCGGACAGAAAAGGCAUCACAUCCGAGAACGAGCAGGAGGUGCGGCAGCUUUCCUCCGAGACCGACCUGGAGAGGGCCGUGCGCAAGGCAGCCCUGGUCAUGUACUGGAAACUCAACCCCAAGAAGAAGAAGCAGGUGGCCGUGUCAGAGCUGCUGGAGAACGUCGGUCAGGUCAAUGAGCAUGAUGGAGGGGCGCAGCCAGGCCCUGUCCCCAAGUCCCUGCAGAAACAGAGGCGGAUGCUGGAGCGCCUGGUCAGCAGUGAGUCCAAGAACUAUAUCGCACUGGACGACUUUGUGGAGGUCACCAAGAAGUAUGCUAAGGGCAUCAUCCCCACCAACCUGUUCCUGCAGGACGAUGACGACGAUGAGCUGGCAGGAAAGAGCCCCGAGGACCUGCCGCUGCGCCUGAGGGUGGUCAAGUACCCCCUGCACGCCAUCAUGGAGAUCAAAGAGUACCUGAUUGACGUGGCCUCCCGGGCGGGCAUGCACUGGCUGUCCACUAUCGUCCCCACGCACCACAUCAACGCUCUAAUCUUCUUCUUCAUCAUCAGCAACCUGACCAUCGACUUCUUCGCCUUCUUCAUCCCGCUGGUGGUCUUCUACCUGUCCUUCAUCUCCAUGGUGAUCUGCACCCUCAAAGUGUUCCAGGACAGCAAGGCCUGGGAGAACUUCCGCACCCUCACUGACCUGCUGCUGCGCUUCGAGCCCAACCUGGACGUGGAGCAGGCCGAGGUCAACUUCGGCUGGAACCACCUGGAGCCCUACGCCCACUUCCUGCUGUCCGUCUUCUUCGUCAUCUUCUCCUUCCCCCUGGCCAGCAAGGACUGCAUCCCCUGCUCGGAGCUGGCCGUCAUCGCCACCUUCUUCACCGUGACCAGCUACCUGAGCCUGAGCACCCACGCAGAGCCCUACACCCGCAGGGCCCUGGUCACCGAGGUGGCUGCUGGCCUGCUGUCCCUGCUGCCCUCUGUGCCCCUGGACGGGCACUAUGUGAAGAUCCUUGGCCAGACCUUCCUCACCGUGCCCAUCGGCCACCUGGUCGUCCUAAACAUCAGCGUCCCCUGCCUGCUGUAUGUCUACCUGCUCUACCUCUUCUUCCGCAUGGCCCAGCUGCGGAAUUUCAAGGGCACCUACUGCUACCUGGUGCCCUACCUGGUCUGCUUCAUGUGGUGCGAGCUCUCCGUGGUCAUCUUGCUGGAGUCCACUGGGCUGGGGCUGGUCCGAGCGUCCGUCGGCUACUUCCUCUUCCUCUUUGCCCUGCCCAUCCUGGUGGCCGGCCUGACCCUCGUGGGCGUGCUGCAGUUCGCCCGGUGGUUCGUGUCCCUGGAGCUCACCAAGAUCGCAGUCACCAUGGCUGUCUGCAGCAUCCCCCUGCUGGUCCGCUGGUGGACCAAGGCCAACUUCUCGGUGGUGGGGAUGGUGAAGUCCCUGACGCGGAGCUCCGUCGUCAAGCUGAUCCUGGUGUGGCUCACGGCCAUCAUGCUCUUCUGCUGGUUCUACGUGUACCGCUCGGAGGGCAUGAAGGUCUACAACUCCACGCUGACCUGGCAGCAGUAUGGCGCACUGUGCGGGCCGCGGGCCUGGAAGGAGACCAACAUGGCACGCACCCAGAUCCUCUGCAGCCACCUGGAGGGCCACAGGGUCACAUGGACGGGCCGCUUCAAGUAUGUCCGGGUGACCGAAAUCGACAACAGCGCCGAGUCAGCCAUCAACAUGCUGCCCUUCUUCAUCGGCGACUGGAUGCGCUGCCUCUAUGGCGAGGCCUACCCCGCCUGCAGCCCCGGCAACACCUCCACGGCCGAGGAGGAGCUCUGCCGCCUGAAGCUCCUGGCCAAGCACCCCUGCCACAUCAAGAGGUUCGACCGCUACAAGUUCGAGAUCACCGUGGGCAUGCCCUACAGCAGCGCCGCCAACGGCAGCCGCAGCCGGGAGGAGGACGACGUCACCAAGGACAUCGUGUUGCGGGCCAGCAGCGAGUUCAAGAGCGUGCUGCUCAACCUGCGCCAGGGCAGCCUCAUCGAGUUCAGCACCAUCCUCGAGGGCCGCCUGGGUAGCAAGUGGCCCGUCUUCGAGCUCAAGGCCAUCAGCUGUCUCAACUGCAUGGCCCAGCUCUCACCAGCCAAGCGGCACGUGAAGAUCGAGCGCGACUGGCGCAGCACUGUGCACGGCGCCGUCAAGUUCGCCUUUGACUUCUUCUUCUUCCCGUUCCUGUCGGCAGCGUGAGGACGCGUCCACUGGCCGGAGGGGGUCCCGGUGCAUGCUGCUGUGAGGACUUCCCCAGUGUGGCCCCAGCCAGAUGGGAGCACGCUGAUGCUGUGUGUGUGCGUGUGCUCGAGUGUGCAGACCCAGGGCUUCCGAGACCUUUGCUUGUGCAUGGACUGCUCAGACCCCACCAGUGAAGGGUGACACCGUUUAGCCGUCCACUCUGGACACCAGGCGUGGCUGGGAAGUGCAUGCCGUGCCCACCCCAACCCCAAGCUUUACGAGUGAAGCAGGCGUGCCAGGCUAGACUAGAAAGAUCCCUGCGUCCCGAAAAGCACUUUACAAACAAGUUUCUCCCUCCUUCCCCCAACCUCUACGCACUCUGCUGUCCCUGUUUACUUCUGUGUUGGAUUGUUUUUUUAAGAACCAAAUAUGCGUCUGUGUAAACUGCACAGCAGCAUUUCUUGUUUCUUUGGUCACUGCCAAGCCUUGACAACUGUUGGCCUUUCCUGGGGGAUGUGCACAGCUGCCCGAGCCUGUCACAUGGUCAAGGCCUGGCCCGAUCCUGCCAGUUGGAGGCUGGGUGAGGGGGCUCUGGGCAGAGUGUGUCCGAGCUGAGCUCUGGCACCGCAGGCUGUCUCGGGGCCUCCUCUGCAGUGGGCAGGGGUGAGUUUGUGAGGGUCUUGCCUGAAUCCACCAGGACUCGGGAAACAACCCUGGGGCGUCCUGUCCAGCACGCGGAGGAGCCUACGUGUUCCGUGCCAUAGAGCAGAAAGUCCUAAAGUGGUUGAAAUAAAAGCCUCUGGUGAAAUCU